AUAUAUCGAUUUUCGAUAUAUCACUGCAUCCCUAGAUGGCAAUUUAAAAAAGUAACUGUCAAACACUCCAAUUGUUAUGAAAAUAUCUUCAAUUUGUUUUUCACAAAAACUUUUUAAAUAGCGCUUUCUUUUUACUUUUCAUAGAUCUAUAUUUAUAUUAUGAUUAUUCAAGAUAUGGAGAAACACAAUAGAUAAACCUAUACUUCGUGAUGUGUUGAGUUCAUAUUUUCUUUUGUUUUCUUUGAAUAAGAUAUAAUUUCGUUGAUUUGAGAUGGAGGAAGUAAGACAACUUGUGCAGGAGGAAGGCAGAGAGGCAAGAAAUCUUGUUGCCUUCCAUGUUGCCGUUGAUAGUCCAGGUAAAAUACAAAAGCAUGUUUACAUAAAAUGGGAUAGCUCACCGUACAAUAAAAGGCGUAGGCGUUCUAUAUGAACACUAUUUAAAUAUUUCCUCUCUGUUUUAAACUUUCUCAUGGCACGUUCAAUACAAUAGGUAAACGCAUGAUAUCUGUUUUUGAUUCAAUUUAGUUGCACAAAAAAUAAAUUUUACAUACAUGAAUUAUUUUUGUGCUUUUUAGAAAAACAGUAGUUAAAUUGCCCUUUUGUUAUAUAGCAACUAAUUUCUGAUUUGUUUUUAUUAAUGUGGUAAAUGAAUACUGAAAAACGACUCAUUGAUGCUUUAUAAUAUGUGCCUUCAGUGCAUAAGCCUCAGUCAUUGUAAGCCAGUUCUUUUUAUUGAAAAUUAUUUCAGAACUUACAAAUUAUAAAUGAACAAUAGGUUACUAAUUCACUAUUCUAAAGUAUUUAUGUGGGUUCAUGUUAACAUUUUAUUGAAGAAGAUUUGAAUAUAAUUUAAGUAAUAGUGAAAUAUCUAUGUAAUUGAUUAUAAUUAAUAAAUAGUACACUUAGAGCUAGGUUUUUGUUUUAUUUUAAAUCCCCAUGUAAAUAUCUGUUAUUCUAAAAUAGUACAAUCAUCAAAUAAAACCACUGCCAUCAGCUAUUAUUGAAAUAAAAUAAAUUCACCAAUUUUCAUGCUUCAGUUGAUAGAUUUAAAUAGUUGAUUGAAUUUACAUCUAAGUAACAAAAUUAUGUUUGUAUAAAGUUCUAACUGUAUAUUAUAUAGUCUAACUAUAUAUGUACAUACAACAAAACAUCAAAACAUUGUAUAGUCAUGAUCAAAAAGUUAGUAAAUAAAUGUUAUAAAAAAAAUGACAAUUGUGGAUAAUCAAAUAAAGGAAUGCUGUUAUGCCAAUAAGGUACAUAUUAACACUGGAAAGCAAACACAUGGUAACUUGCAAAAGACCUGUAUUAGAUUUAUACUGAGAUAUAUGGAAUUAUAAAGGAAGAGUUCAGAUUUAUAGUUAUAAGAUUAUUAUGACAUAUUGUUUAACAGCGAGAGUGUCUCGCAAGCCGCCGCGGUGCCUUGGCGGUCCGGUUAUUCGUCGUGCUCCGCCCCGCACUGCUCGGCGCUCAGCCUCCGCCGGCCGCGAUAAGCGUUCUGAACUACGAGCCAGAUAUUGGGCGCUACUUUUUGGUGAUCUACAAAGGGCUAUUGGUGAAAUCUAUAAUACUGUGGAAGCCCAUGAGAAUUUAAAUGAGUGCCAAGAAGUUAUACUAGUCUUAGAGAAUUAUACCCGCGACUUCAAAGCUUUGGGAGAAUGGUUUAGACUUAAGUGGGAAUAUGACAAUACACCACCUCCGCAACGGCCACAGAGCUUAGCUUGGGAGAUCAGAAAGACUGAUUUCGUGCGACCUGAAUCUAGGCGCGCGCACUCUGUAAAAAGUUCUCCUUCGGUCUCAGGGAAAAAUAGUCCUUGUCUUUCUGGACACAAUACUCCAAGUGGCAAAAAUAGCCCCAACUUAACAGGCAAAGCUAGCCCAGGAAGUGGUAAAAUAAGUCCAAGAAUAUCUGCAAGCUAUUCAAAUACUAGUCCAAAAGCCAGCAUUGAGUUCUUUACUAGUAAAAUUACAGCUGCUAAAGUAACUACUAAACCAGAGCCCAAAUCUGCAAAUGAAAGCACUAGGCUAUCAGAUAUAACAGAGAAAGAAAUCAAAGAACUUUCUGAAGAAGUUAUUGAAAAUCAUGAGCCUGGAAAUAAUAUGAAGGAAGAAGCUAAAGCUACACUUGUUAUAGAAAUAGGCAAAGCUAAAGAAUCCUCUCAAGCUAGACCUAAACAAGUUGUUAUCAAAAAUAUAAAACAAAAUGCUGCAAGCACAGUUAAGAAUUCCAUUGAGUCUGACACAUAUAGCAAUAAUAAUAGUAGAGCUCAGGAUAUAAAAACAAAACUAGAUGCAAUGGAAUUAAUUUUUUUAAAUAAACAGCUAUCUGAAUCUGAAAUUAAGAAUGAAAAUAUGCUUAAUCAGGAUAGGGAAUAUGAAAACGUUAUUGAAAUAAAAAAAGCACACCACUUUGAAUUCCAAGAAAAUAAAAAUGACGAUAUUCAGGAGAAGUCUGUAGAGCCUAUCGAUGAAGAAAGUAAUACUUCUGAAUCUCCCACUAAAUCUGAGGAUAACUUCGCUGAUAUUUCCAACGAAAGUCCUGAAGCGAAUAAAGCAGAGACUAAUUUAAAUGAAAAUUCAGCUAACAAAAUUGUACUAUUAGAAAGUAAAUUUGUACACGAACCAACAGAAACCAAGACAGAUCAAGAUUCACAAGAACAGGAUAUAGCAAACACAAAUACUUCAUCAAAGAAGAAUGUGGAACAAUUAGAAACUGUGAGUAAUAAAGAGGAUUCUAAAAAAGAUAUCGAGACUAAGAAAGAUGGUAGUGUCGUCAAAGCUAAUUCUGAGACGAAACCUAGUAUAAGACCUGCUUACUCUCAAGCAGCUGCCAAACCAAAACCAGUCACUGCAGCGAAAAUGGAAGUAAGAACACCAACAAAAUCUACUUUAGUUCGAAGUAAAACUGUUGUUGAAAUACGACCUUCAUGUGCUACGAAACCACAAAGACAGUUUGCAAAAAAAAAUCUAGCUAGCAAAUGCAGUUAUCCAUUUAACCUUACAACAGGCAGGACAAGUCUAUUUGAUUCAUCCACAACACAAAAUAGAAAUGUUCCUAUGAGGAAGACAGUAAAUAAAACCAUGCAAAUGGCAGCUGGAGAUGGAAAAUCUAGUCAAAUAAAAAUUGAUAUUAAGAAACGUCCACCAAGACCUACAACAUUAAAAACAAAUGACAAAGUUAGUAGCAAAGAGAAGCUCAACCCUGCUUUGGAGAAGAUUAAAGACUAUGAAGAAUAUAGUAGUACAGAUACAAUAGUUACGCAAAUCGAUAUGUCUCGAAUUGAAUCAAGCGAAAGUUUGAAGACAUUAGUGCCAGAUGAUUUACAGAUGAUACAAGAUGUUGCCAAUUCUAUAGAAGUACUUAACGUAGAUAAUAAUAAAAAUGACAAUGAAGGCUGGUUAACUGUGAAGUCUAGACGUUUAAGUCGGGAGUCAAAGAAACAAUCUAAAUCGCAUUGGGCACAAAGAUUCCACCAACCUUCGGUCACGACAAGUCUCCCAACAUUAAAUAUGAUAGAAUCUCCUAAACAAGAGUUAAAGCCAAUCAUAGAUUCUCCCAGACAUGCCAAAUCAGAUAGAGCUAAAUCCGAGCAACCACAAGUCGCAGCUAUUGUUAUGAAAACUGAUAUGCCUAAUACAUGUACAGAAGUAGUAAAAACCGAUAAUUGCAAUAAACCCACUGAACUAGCAAAAGUGUUAAAAACGGAAAAAAUUGGUAAAGUUUCAGAUAGUGUUAUUCUUAAAUCAAAAAUUAUAGAUCCUUCCAUGAUUCGUCAGAAAUCGGACGUAACCGGCCUUAAAACUAGGUCUUCACGUAGUAAAGCGUUGAAAAAGUCUGAAAAACAGAAAGAUGAGAUGCUUACGAACGAAGAGUCUUCUGAUUUGACUAAAAAUAGACUUCAUUCUUCUUUAGAAAGCCUAACCACCGGUUUAGCUAGAUCCCAAGAAAGUACCGAGGACGCUUUUGAUUUCGAUAAAUGGAAAGCAGAGUUCAAAUCUACCUUUAAGUAUUUAGAUGACGACGAUCAAAUAAUUUUAAAUCACGAUGAGAUUUUGGAGUCGGCUGAUCCUUCAGAGCGGUCUGAAAUAGCGGAAAUGACCUCUCAAAUAGAAGAAAACGAAAAGAAGUUGGGUUGGGCCCUCGAUUUCCAGUCUGAAGUUGAUCAAAGAAAGUUAUGUGAGGAAGAAGACUUAUUAAACAGACAAAUCAUGGAAUUGCAGCAGGUGUCAGAUGUAGAUUUGGACACUGAAACAGACGAUACUGAGGUAAGUCAAUCAGUUAUUUAUUGACAAGAUAUUCAACUAAAGCAAAUUUGUGAGUUGUAUCCAUUGUAGGAUUUCGUUGCAAGGAAAAUUAAGAUUCAUGUUCAGUGUAGGGUUGAAUAGUAUGUAGAACGACAACGAUAUUUUUCAAUAUUACGUUAGUUUAUCUAGUAGAUGUUGAAUAUUAUUUAUUAUUAUUUUUUUAACGUUUGUGCUCUGAUGUCGAUAUAGACAGAUGCGGAGAUGUUAUGUGAAGAACCGACAGUGAUAGAGGAACCAGUCGGUAGUUUGGAAGACCGGUACGAAACGGCACUCGCAGGCAUGUCCUGGGCAGAGAGAGUCGAUACACUUGGCGCACUCGAAGCACUCGUCGCUAGAGAUCCGGGUGAGUAUAAAUAUAGAGAGAUUGCUUUCCAUCCUUGUCUGGGUGAAAAAGGGGCUUGAAAACCGCCUUAAGGGUCGAAUUUCUAAAUAUGCUUCCUUAUUGUCUACUCCACAAAAUAAGUUAAUGACCAAAGAGCUGACUUAAAUAACGAAAUAACAAGUAAGUGAAUGAGGACAAGUUAUUUUAUAAGUACACACGCCAUUAUAUUUAGUUAUUAAAAUAUACAGGAAUAAUUUAAAACCACUGCGAAGAUUUUGUGAAAACAAUCUUUAAGUAAUUUAAAUAAACACGUAUUUUUUAUUUUGAUAUGUUCUAAUACUAAAAAAUAAAGUUAUUG
Molecule: messenger RNA, 4982 nt
Organism: Diatraea saccharalis (sugarcane borer)
Lineage: Eukaryota; Metazoa; Arthropoda; Insecta; Lepidoptera; Crambidae
Source: the annotation of a GenBank genome assembly